Messenger RNA from Enterobius vermicularis (human pinworm), 240 nucleotides. The record is from the annotation of a GenBank genome assembly. NCBI's taxonomy places the organism in Eukaryota, Metazoa, Nematoda, Chromadorea, Rhabditida, Oxyuridae.
AUGUUUUUUGUUUCCUUCGUUGCAGAUUAUUCACGUAUCAAACGAGCUCGGUAUAAUUUUGGCAACAGAUAUAAUGUGCUCAGUGAUACAUUCGGUGGAGAAUUUGACAACUAUUAUUCGCCGAUGACCAGCGACGAUGAAAUCCCAGUACGUCAUAACCGCGAUCACUACUAUCGUUACAAUGCGCUACUGAAGAAGCCAACAAUUGGUAUGCGUCUGGUACGACCUCGAUUAUUUUGA